UUGCAGGUCGGCGCGUGGCUUUUUCCCUGCGGAACCGCCGCCCGCGCAGCCGCCGCCGCCGCCGCCGCGUCAUGCCGGUCGACCUCAGCAAGUGGUCCGGGCCUUUGAGCCUGCAGGAGGUGGACGAGCGGCCCCAGCACCCGCUGCGGGUCACCUACGGUGGGGGGGUGGAGGUGGACGAGCUGGGCAAAGUGCUGACGCCCACCCAGGUUAAGAACAGACCCACCAGCAUUUCCUGGGAUGGCCUUGACCCGGGGAAGCUCUACACCUUGGUCCUCACAGACCCGGAUGCUCCCAGCAGGAAGGAUCCCAAAUUCAGGGAAUGGCACCAUUUCCUGGUGGUCAACAUGAAGGGCAAUGACAUCAGCAGUGGGACAGUCCUCUCUGACUACGUGGGCUCUGGACCUCCCAAAGGCACAGGCCUCCACCGGUACGUCUGGCUGGUCUAUGAGCAGGACAAGCCGCUGAAGUGUGACGAGCCCAUUCUCAGCAACCGAUCUGGAGACCACCGCGGCAAGUUCAAGGUGGCAGCCUUCCGCAAGAAGUACCAUCUCGGAACCCCGCUGGCUGGCACGUGCUACCAGGCAGAAUGGGACGACUAUGUGCCCAAGCUGUACGAGCAGCUGUCCGGGAAGUAGGGCCCCCAGAUGCCAGCAGCGGCGUUCCCAGUUCAGUGACGCAUGCCAUUUCUUCUCUCUGUCCUGCAUAGGGGUAGGGUAGUAGUGGUAUAGGGUGACCUUGCCGUGCCUGUCCUUUAAACUGUAGAUAGUCACACAUCUGGUUUAUGUUUUGAUCACAUUCAAACGCUGUCUGGGGAGAUGUUUGGCGCCGCGCUGGGGUCGUUACACUGUAAGUAAGGGCGUAGCAACUCGAGCAGAACGGCCAGGUCUGCAGGGAGAGGGCAACGGGUCAGAGUUGAAGGUGCUUUGCUGACAGAUUUUGCUGGCCCUGCCUGUGUGGCAGAGUCCAGAACUGCACAGUGGUGGUGUCUCCUGACAUUUUUUUAGGGUACCAUCUCCCAGCGAGAACGCCCGAAGUUUGCUUCUCAGCUGUACCCCAACUCUGCUCAGGCUGCCCCUGGAAAACAGACCUGGCCAAGCGACAGGGAGAGUGGCUUUGCUGUACGGGAGGCCAUCCUGAUGCUAGGUAGCAGGUCGUCAGCAAUCCUUAACUCAGUUCCUGCUCAGUUGACAUUUCUUGCUGGAAUAAGAAAAGCAGAUCUGGAGUUGCUUGAUGUUUUGUUCAUUCUGUUUGCUUAUUGUUGAAUAAAAAGAAAGCGUUGGAUGAUCCA
This is a messenger RNA of Jaculus jaculus (lesser Egyptian jerboa), 1291 nucleotides long. It is a transcript of the gene Pebp1, whose product is annotated as phosphatidylethanolamine binding protein 1. Gene Ontology annotation, biological process: negative regulation of MAPK cascade. NCBI's taxonomy places the organism in Eukaryota, Metazoa, Chordata, Mammalia, Rodentia, Dipodidae. The record is from RefSeq and is a predicted model, not a curated record. The transcript is spliced from 4 exons. The coding region runs from base 72 to 638 and encodes 188 amino acids.